This is a messenger RNA of Bufo bufo (common toad), 1176 nucleotides long. RefSeq names its product chromosome 4 C2orf50 homolog (gene CIMIP5). Bases 110 to 583 code for a protein of 157 amino acids. The record is from RefSeq and is a predicted model, not a curated record. The transcript is spliced from 3 exons. NCBI's taxonomy places the organism in Eukaryota, Metazoa, Chordata, Amphibia, Anura, Bufonidae.
CAACACAACAGAAACUUCUCUUCUCAUAACUCGCCGCCUCUCACACACACAGUCCGGCAGUCAUCAAGGAACUUCUCAAGAACUUCAGGGAAUUCAGGGAGAGCUGAAGAUGGGCAGCAGACAGAUAUCUAUCAGGAGAGCCACCUCCGCCGGGUACAGGAUGCCAGACAGAGCUACAACAAAACUGACGUCUGUGUCCUCAGUUUCUUUGAGUAAGACGCAUCCUGGGACGCAACAAAUAGCAUCGCGGUCUGAUAGGGAGAAGGAAAAGCAGAGCUGGGGCGACGCCGUCAGAAAAGACCAUGUCUGGAGAGAGUUUGUAGAAGCCGAAAGACGAGGCAAAAAGCAAUGGCAUGAAAAUUGGAGUUUCCUGAAGGAAUAUGAUUCACUGGGAAAUAGGAAAGAAGUAGAGCAGUUACCCGACAAGGUACCAGUUUAUUCUGAUGAAGUCCCGAAUACAACCAACCAAAAUAUUGGAAGCCGGAUAAACACGGAUCUGGGAAAAACACUGGUCUAUAUGGAUUUCCUUCUAACCAGUGGAAAUCAGAAGAAGAAGCUAGGAAGAGAGCUCCAGCCCUGCUAAUCCCCAAGGACUUUUUGCUGACUGAAAAACAUCCUUAUAACUUUUGUAUGAUACAGAACGGAAGAACGAUUCCAGAAAUGUAUUUAAUUAUAGGACGAUGACAACGUGAUGCCACACACAGUGGGGGUGUCCUUCAAGGAGUGACGUGAAAUAACUUGAGAACCGGGUUAUUAUCAAAAUAUGACCUCAAAAUUAUGAAUAAACAGAAAUUUUUGGGAAGUUUACGUGUUAAUGGUAUGCUUGUUUGUACGGGUUAUUAAAUGUCAUCAUAAUAGUUAUAAUGAGUAUUGUAAAAUGUCUUAAAGGGGUUAUCCGGUAAAUUAUAUUGAUGACCUAUCCUCUGGGUCAGCGGGGGUCCGACUCUGAACUCCAUCCACCAUAGGGACCUUGUGAUGUCACAGGGUCACAUGACAUUCUAAAUUCAUGUGAGAUUAAAGCAGCUGCGGGAUUUAGCCUGGAGGAUAAUAUAUACGCCCCACUCAAAAUCACAAGGUUCCUACGGUGAAUGAAGUUUAGACACAACCACGCAGUGGCUCAGUGGUUAGCACAGCGCUGGGGUCCUAGGUUCGAAUCUGACCAAGGACAACAUCUGC